This is a messenger RNA of Hevea brasiliensis (rubber tree), 1432 nucleotides long. Its product is annotated as nudix hydrolase 7. Bases 304 to 1368 code for a protein of 354 amino acids. The transcript is spliced from 10 exons. Gene Ontology annotation, molecular function: NAD binding; ADP-ribose diphosphatase activity; NADH pyrophosphatase activity. The record is from RefSeq and is a predicted model, not a curated record. NCBI's taxonomy places the organism in Eukaryota, Viridiplantae, Streptophyta, Magnoliopsida, Malpighiales, Euphorbiaceae.
GUAUUUUGUUAAUAUAAUUCAUAAGAAGGUUCUGUUUUCAUCAUUUUCAGCAAGAGCAAUUCAUAAGGAGGUUCUUGGUUUUGGGUGUUCCACACUCCUGACAUUUCAAGGUCUUCCCCUUUUUCCAGGAAAAUAGAGCCAGUCAAGAUUUCAAAGUCUUGCUCCUCAACUGCGAGGAAUUUGCACACUGGAUUCUAAGAAAAACUCUAUAAAUUCAAAGGAUUCACCAAGUCUUAACCACACAAGCUUUUUACUUUCUCUUUUCUCUUCCCCAAGCAUUGUUUUAUAUUGAUUUGUUCUGUCAUGCAGAGGUUUAGAAACAUCAACCUGUACCGUCUUUCCUGUAACACUUCUCUACCAUCAUCUUCUAAAUUCCUUCGUCUUCCAAGGAGGACAUGUCUCUGUACUGUAUCUUCCUGGCUUGGCUUUUCAACAGGCAUACUUCUUCUGGCCUUCCAAUUGCUCUCCAUGACCAGGAGUUGCAGUGACAGUAGUUCAUUCUUGAUCAAGAAUUUUUCAGCUUCAACAGCAUCAUUGACUGUUAAGGCAUGGAUGGAACCUGAAAGUAAAGCUAAGCAGAUUGGAUUACUCAAUGUAACAGAGGAUUUAUAUGAUGGAGUUACUGUAGAUAUGAAAGAGCCUAUGGACGCUAAAGUUUUUGUUUCUUUACUUAGGGCUUCCAUAUCAAAAUGGAGGCAACAGGGGAAGAAGGGUGUUUGGAUCAAGUUACCCAUUGAACUUUCUAGUCUUGUAGAACCUGUGGUUCAGGAAGGAUUCAGGUAUCAUCAUGCUGAAUCGGACUACUUGAUGCUCGUGUAUUGGAUACCCAAUACUCCUGAUACUCUUCCAGAAAAUGCCUCCCACAGAGUGGGAAUUGGGGCUUUCGUAAUGAAUAGUCAUGGAGAGGUACUGGUAGUUAAGGAGAAGAAUGGUGGAUUUAGAGGUACAGAUGUAUGGAAAUUACCCACUGGAGUAGUUAAUAAGGGUGAGGAUAUUUGUACAGCAGCAGUCAGAGAAGUUAAAGAAGAGACAGGUAUUGAAACAGAAUUUGGGGAAGUUUUAGCAUUCAGGCAAAGCCACCGAUCAUUCUUUCGCAAAUCAGAUUUAUUUUUCAUUUGCAUGUUACGACCACGCUCCUUCAACAUUCAAAAGCAGGAUUCAGAGGUUGAGGCAGCUCAGUGGAUGCCAAUUCAGGAGUAUGUGGAACAAUCUUAUAACAAAGAACAUCAGCUUUUCAAAUAUGUUGCUGAAAUAUGCAAAAGCAAGUCUGAGGGCGCAUAUGUUGGGUUUUCUGCGAUGCCCAUAGCCACAGCUUCUGGUAAAGAUACCUACUUGUACUUCAACAACCUGGAUUUUAACAAGUUUUAAGACUUUCCUUGCGGAAUCCUUGUACUGUUACUUCAAUAAUAAGGGUUUUUUUUAAUUUUUUUAA